Caenorhabditis elegans is the source of this 1066-nucleotide messenger RNA. It is a transcript of the gene F10D2.10, whose product is annotated as Hydrolase_4 domain-containing protein. Lineage: Eukaryota; Metazoa; Nematoda; Chromadorea; Rhabditida; Rhabditidae. The transcript is spliced from 6 exons. Bases 4 to 1005 code for a protein of 333 amino acids. The record is from RefSeq and is marked reviewed.
CUCAUGGCCGCCCUGCAGUUUAGUAGUAACGCCUUGAAAAGAGUCGUUCUUGGAUCACAAUUCAGAAGUUUUGCUAGCAAGAUGACCGAGCCGAAUAUGCACAGAAAACUUGUAAAGUUUCAAGCGGAAAAUGGGAAGCAGGUUGAGGUUCAGGCUGUUUAUGAGGAUUCCCUUUCCACCGGCUCAUCAGUGGGUACUGUAGUUGCUUUCCAUGGCUCUCCUGGAUCUCACAACGAUUUCAAGUACAUUAGACAACAAUUUGAUGAAGCUGGAAUCAGAUUCAUUGGCCUCAACUAUCCAGGAUUCAAACAAACUGAUGGUUACCCCGGUCAAGGACACUGCAACAAGGAGCGCCAAAACUAUACAGACGCUUUUUUGAAGUCCGCGGAUCUUUCCGGAAAAGUGAUAUUCCUUGCACACAGCAGAGGAUGCGAGAAUGCUCUUAUGACGGCAACAACCUUUCCGGCUCAUGGACUUGUAAUGAUGAAUCCAUUAGGAUUGAGGAAGCAUAAAUCGAUUCGUCCGUUGUCAAGACUUGAGCGCAUCGAAUGGGUUUAUGAUAUGCUGCCAAAGUUUCUGGCCGACGCGAUGAUCUAUAGAAUGUACCUCUCCUUUGGUCUGAAAGUUCAAGACGGAGAGGAGGCGAUCAGCGCAUUGCGUUCAGUUAUUCGUUGUGGCCUUGAGACGACUCUGCCGAACAUUCACAAGCUCCGUGAGCAAGAUACCAAGACCUUCAUUAUUUUUGCCGGAAAGGAUCUCAUUUGUGAGGAUGAAAUUGUGUUUGAGGCGCUGAAAGAGUACAGGGAUUUAGUUCAUUUCGAUUACGACUCGGAAAUUCCAACUGAUGAUUAUGGAAAAAUCCUGAAGACGUUUGACUCUGAAAAGGGAGCUUCUGUUUUUGUGGCAAAGGAUACUCAUUUUCAAAACAAGAAACGCGCCGAUUUGGUGGCAGAGGUUGUGAAAAAGAUUUUUGAUGCGGAAGGGACGGGUAAAAACAAAUUGUGAAUGGAUUUAUGAACUUGAUUGUAGAUAAAAAAGUUUUGAAAAUAAAUAAUUUUUUCAAUUG